AUGUCAGAUGUUACGCCAGUUACUCCGUUAAAGUCCCAGAGCCCUAUAGUCACAGGUGAUUAUACUGACCGCGGUAGCCCCAGGCACACAGAGAGUUGCGGAAACGGUUCUACCCUGAUACCUGAACCUUCCGCCGAUUCCCCUUCUUCCGCCCUCAAACCCUCUUCUUCCGCCUCCCCUUCCGCCUCCGCUUCCGCCUGCGCCCCCGCGCCCGCUUCCCCUGCGCGGAACGGUCUCGUUCUCCCCGGGCGCGCGUCUCUAGACACCCUUCAGGCCUCCCCCGCCCCCCCGCUCGCGCUGGCCAACCCCCGCCGACUUUCCGCGCGGAGAAGCGCCAGCAGUGGGGAAAACUCCGCGGGACUGUCCCUGAUCAACCGCCGAACCGCAGCUGCAGGCUCGGGAAGAGGCUUGGCGAGCAGGCGCGAGGUGCCAGGGCUGAACAGGCCCGGGAGGGGUCCCGGUGGGUUUAAACUAGACAUGGGCGCGCUUCAGCGGAGCAGGGGGGAGCGGGAUUUUGCGCGGGAGGCGCAGGAAGCGCAAGCCAGGCGGGAUAAGUUCGCGUUUUUCGAAAAGGACUGUAGCCGAGUGCUGGAGCAUGUAUAUGUGGGGAGCGACUUUGUAGCGAGAAGCAGGGAGGUUCUUAAGGAGGCUGGGAUCACGCAUGUGCUGAACUGCGUGGGGUUUGUGUGCCCCGAGUAUUUUCCAGAGGAGAUUAAGUACAAGACGCUCUGGCUGCAGGACAACACGGGCGAGGACCUGCUGUAUGUCUUGUUUAACGUGUUUGACCACAUUGAGGUUGACAACACGGGCGAGGACCUGGUGUGCGUCUUAUGCGACGUGUUUGAUUGCAUUGAGGCCGUGCGGGCGGAUGAAGGGGUUGACAACACGGGCGAGGACCUGGUGUGCGUCUUAUACGACGUGUUUGAUUACAUCGAGGCUGUAAGGGCGGCGAGGGGCCGCGUGUUCAUCCACUGCUGCCAGGGCAUCUCGCGCUCCACGUCGCUCGUGAUUGCCUACCUCAUGUGGUGCGAGGGCAUUCCCUUUGGGGACGCGUUCAAGCGAGUCAAGGCGCUGAGGGCAGUGGCCAACCCCAACAUGGGCUGUCACAUGUACCGCAUGGCGCCGCACUCGCCGUACGACGCACUGCACUUGGUGCCGAAAAUUACCGCCCUCUCCCGCCACUCGCUCGACCCACGAGGGGCCUUCAUUGUGCAGAUACGGACAAAAGUAUACUGUUGGCGGGGCAAGGAAUGCCACCCGCUCAUGGCCAAGCAGGCCCUCGCAGCUGCCGCCCAGAUCAUCAAGUACGAACAGCUGGGGGAGGUGUCAUCUGCUGGUGGUGGGGAGGUGGUAUCUGCAGGAGGAGGGGAGGUGGCAUUUGGGGAAGGUGGGUCCUACAGUCAGCCAGAGGAACAGGGGAUGAGGGAAGGAAGGGGGUGUGAUUGUAUGGAAGGGGACAGAGGCAGAGAAGGAGUGGGAGGGGAGGAAGCGGCUAGAGCCGAUGGUGCUGGUGCUGGGCCCGCAACAACUGAGGAGGAGGCUCGAGAACCCUCCUCAAGGCGAAGGGCGGUGGAGGGGCAAUGGACAAUGGAGGAGGGUAGAGAAGCUAGAGAAGUUUCUUGUGUAGCUACUGGUAGUGGAGUUGAAUCGAACGUUGAGACAUCUCGGGAAAAUGCUUCCUCCUCCUCCUCCUCCUCCUCCUCCUCCUCCUCCUCCUCCUCCUCCUCCUCCUCCUCCUCCUCCUCCUCCUCCUCCUCCUCCUCCUCCUCCUCCUCCUCCUCCUCCUCCUCCUCCUCCUCCUCAUCCUCCUCCUCCUCCUCCUCCUCCUCCUCCUCCUCCUCCUCCUCCUCCUCCUCCUCCUCCUCCUCCUCCUCCUCCUCCUCCUCCUCCUCCUCCUCCUCCUCCUCCUCCUCCUCCUCCUCCUCCUCCUCCUCCUCCACCUCCUCCUCUUCCACCUCCUCCCCCCCUCACCCAGCCUUCACACCGCCCCAAAAUCCACACUACGACUCCGAUUUCGAGUACUUCCAAAAGGCGGUCAUGGGCGGCACGCCUCGUCCCAUAGCGGGUUUCGUCUCCCCAUCCUCCAAGAUCCUCCCACACAAGGGGCGGGGGUGGAUGACAGAGGAGGUGCUGUGGAGAAUGAGCUUACUUCACGAUCCCUACACUGUCCUGCACGACGCCACAACCCUUCACGACCCCUACACUGUGCUCCAUGACCCAUGCACGGGAGUGUUGCUCGAGCAGUAUGCGUCGACUUUGUCAGAUCAGCAGCGGCAGAGCUCACGGGAGUGGCCCGCUUCCUGGAAGCCGCGGCACCAGCAAUUCCCGGUGCUGCCUAAAAUGAGUGUGAGCGUUGGUGGGGUGGCGGGGCAAGGGGAGGAGAGGAGAGCCUGA
This is a messenger RNA of Closterium sp. NIES-65, 2394 nucleotides long. The record is from the annotation of a GenBank genome assembly. Lineage: Eukaryota; Viridiplantae; Streptophyta; Zygnematophyceae; Desmidiales; Closteriaceae.